CUGCUGGGUGGCAUCGGGGAGCUCAACAAGCACCGCCACCCGAACUUUCUGGUGGUGGAGAAGGACAUGACCAUCAAUGAAAUCGAGGACACCUUCCGGCAAUUUCUGAAUCGGGAUGACAUCAGUAUCAUCCUUAUCAAUCAGUAUAUUGCUGAAAUGGUGCGACAUGCACUGGAUGCCCACACACUUUCAAUACCUGCUGUUUUGGAGAUCCCUUCCAAGGAACAUCCCUACGAUGCAGCCAAGGACUCCAUCCUACGUCUUUUCCUUCCCCCAUACACAGAAGAGAUUAAGUGA
This is a messenger RNA of Antechinus flavipes (yellow-footed antechinus), 297 nucleotides long. Its product is annotated as V-type proton ATPase subunit F-like. The annotation marks the transcript as partial. The transcript has a single exon. Gene Ontology annotation, molecular function: proton-transporting ATPase activity, rotational mechanism. The record is from RefSeq and is a predicted model, not a curated record. NCBI's taxonomy places the organism in Eukaryota, Metazoa, Chordata, Mammalia, Dasyuromorphia, Dasyuridae. Gene Ontology annotation, cellular component: membrane; proton-transporting V-type ATPase, V1 domain. Gene Ontology annotation, biological process: proton transmembrane transport.